This is a messenger RNA of Solanum lycopersicum (tomato), 1345 nucleotides long. The record is from RefSeq and is a predicted model, not a curated record. NCBI's taxonomy places the organism in Eukaryota, Viridiplantae, Streptophyta, Magnoliopsida, Solanales, Solanaceae.
GCUUCAAUUAAACUUUAUAGUAAAAAAAAAGGGGGGAAUUAAUAAUAAUUGUUUUCUUUAUUUUCCUCACACUAUAUAAAGCACUACCACUUCAAUAAAUAUAUCUUCACUACACUUCUUUCUCACUCUAAGCAUCUCUUUCUCUCUCUAUAACACUCACAAAAUCCAUAUUUACACAACAAAAAAAAUUUAAGUUUGAUGGAUAAAUUAAUCAAUCAAGAAAAUAAUAUUGAUAAAGAAAUUAUGGAGCUUAGAAGAGGUCCAUGGACUGUUGAAGAAGAUUUAGUUCUUAUGAAUUAUAUUUCUCAUCACGGUGAAGGUCGUUGGAAUUCACUCUCACGUUGUGCUGGUUUGAAGAGGACAGGAAAAAGUUGCAGGCUAAGAUGGCUUAAUUAUCUUCGACCAGAUGUUCGACAUGGAAAUAUUACGCUUGAAGAACAACUCUUGAUUCUUCAACUUCAUUCUCGUUGGGGCAAUAGGUGGUCAAAAAUCGCGCAACAUUUGCCAGGGAGAACUGAUAACGAGAUCAAAAAUUAUUGGAGAACUCGGGUUCAAAAACAUGCGAAACAACUAAAAUGCGAUGUGAAUAGCAAACAAUUCCAAGAUACAUUACGUUAUCUUUGGAUUCCAAGACUAGUUGAGAGGAUUGAAGCAUCCAAAAUUUCGAAUUAUAAUUGUAUUAACGAAGCUCAACAAUCCAUUAUGAGAACAGAUAUUAAUAAUAAUUUUAGCACUAGCGUUACACUAGAAAAUUCCAGCGUGGCAACUUCAUCAGAAAACUCUAAUCAAGAUUAUAAUCAAGUUAAUCAAAGUGAUCAAUUAUGGUAUGAAGAUUAUCAAGCAAUGGAACAACAAAAUAAUAUAGAAUUAUGGAUGGAUAAUGAAGAUGUUUUCAACAAUUUGUGCAACAAUGAAGACAUUUGGUCCUUAUUAGAGCAUUAAAUUAAAUUAAAUCAACAACAGGUAUCAGGUUCGAGUCCCCUUGGGUACAGAAUCGUCUUUAUUAGGGGUAUCAGGUUCGAGUCCCCUUGGGUAUAGAAUCGCCUUUAUUAGGGUACAAAAUCACCUUUAUUAGGGGUAUCAGGUUCGAGUCCCCUUGGAUACAGAAUCACCUUUAUUAGGGAGCGUUUUACUCAAUGUGAGAUUUCUCGUCGUGAAUCUGAAUUUAGUCGGACUAGAAAAAAAAAAGUUUGAGUUUUGGCAAUUUUUUAGAGUUAUAAUUAAUAAGCAUUAAACAAAGCAUAGAACAAUUUUAUCUUUUUUUUUUUUAAUUGUGUGUCAUUAUUUGUAACAUUUCAAUUACCAGUAGAUGAUAAUAAUUAUAUUGUUAACUUGUUUUCUUCAA